GUGACUGAACUCCAGCUCACUUCCGACUCUGCGUGGAAGAGGAAAAAAGUUGCACGUCAGGAGUAGAAAAAAGUUUUUUUAAAGCCUAAGCACAUCAGAGGAUAAAAGAGGUCGGUGAUCGGGAUAAAUGCUCGGGAUGUCCGCCAACAGUGUGUCCUAUAAUGAUCAGGGGAGCUCGGUGGAGUCCGGCGUGGACGCGGCGCAGGAGAACAGCAACAUCCAGGCGAGCAUCAGCGGAGGAGCGGCCGCUUUCAGCCUGUUCAGCGCCGACUACAAGAAGAAUGAAGAUCUGAAGGAGAUGCUGGAAAGCAACAAAGAGUCUCUGAAGCUGGAGGCCAUGAAGAGGGUUGUGGGGCUCAUUGCCAAUGGAAAGAAUGCAUCCGAGCUUUUUCCAGCAGUGGUGAAGAAUGUUGCAAGCAAAAAUAUUGAGCUGAAGAAGCUGGUGUAUGUGUAUCUCGUCCGCUACGCAGAGGAACAGCAGGAUCUCGCCCUCCUGUCAAUCAGCACCUUCCAGCGGGCACUCAAGGACCCGAAUCAGCUGAUUCGAGCGAGUGCUCUGCGGGUUCUGUCCAGCAUCAGAGUCCCCAUCAUUGUCCCCAUCAUGAUGCUGGCCAUCAAAGAAGCAGCCACUGAUCUUUCACCAUACGUGCGCAAAACAGCAGCUCACGCCAUCCAAAAACUCUACAGUCUGGAUCCUGACCAGAAGGAGCAUCUCAUCGAAGUCAUCGAGAAACUGCUGAAGGACAAAAGCACGCUGGUUGCCGGCAGUGUGGUGAUGGCGUUUGAGGAGGUUUGUCCGGACCGAAUUGAUCUGAUCCACAAGAAUUAUCGGAAACUAUGUAACCUGCUGGUGGAUGUGGAGGAGUGGGGUCAGGUGGUCAUCAUACACAUGCUAACGCGCUACGCUAGGACGCAGUUCAUUAGCCCAUGGAGAGAGGAUGCUAUUUUUGAUGAAAACAGCGAGAAAACCUUUUAUGAUUCAGAGGAGGAGAGGAGGGUGGAUCAGUCUAAACCCUACAUUAUGGAUCCAGACCACAGACUCCUGCUCCGAAACACUAAACCACUGUUGCAGAGCAGAAACACUGCAGUUGUGAUGGCAGUUUGUCAGCUCUACUGGCAUUUGGCCCCUAAACAUGAGAUCAGCAUCAUCACCAAGUCCUUGGUGAGGCUUUUGAGGAGCCACAGGGAAGUUCAGUAUGUCGUGUUGCAGAACAUCGCCACCAUGUCAAUUCAGAGGAAGGGGAUGUUUGAACCCUUCAUGAAGAGCUUCUAUGUGAGGUCCACAGAUGCCACACACAUCAAAACACUGAAGUUGGAGAUUUUGACUAACCUGGCUAAUGAAGCAAACAUCUCCACCAUACUGAGAGAAUUCCAGACGUAUGUGAAGAGUCAGGAUAAGGCGUUUGCAGCAGCCACCAUCCAGGCCAUCGGUCGGUGUGCGACAAACAUCUCUGAAGUGACCGACACCUGCCUGAACGGCCUGGUUUUACUGCUGUCCAACAGAGACGAGACUGUUGUUGCAGAGAGUGUCGUUGUCAUCAAGAAACUUCUGCAGACUCAACCAUCACAGCACAGUGACAUCAUCAAACACAUGGCCAAACUGUUCGACAACAUCACCGUCCCAAUGGCGAGGGCCAGUAUCCUGUGGUUAAUGGGUGAAUACUGUGAACACGUGCCUAAAAUCGCCCCUGAUGUUCUGAGAAAAAUGGCCAAGUCCUUCACCAGCGAGGAGGACAUUGUCAAACUGCAGACCGUCAACUUGGCUGCCAAACUCUACUUAACCAAUUCCAAACAGACUAAACUGCUGACUCAGUACAUUCUGAAUUUGGGAAAGUACGAUCAGAACUACGAUAUUAGAGAUCGCACGCGGUUCAUCCGUCAGCUGAUUGUGCCAAACGAGAAAAGCGGAGCCUUAAGCAAAUACGCACGCCGUAUCCUGAUGGCACCCAAACCGGCUCCUGUCCUGCAGUCCGCCUUCAAAGAUCGUGAUCGAUAUCAGCUUGGCACGCUCUCUCAUACACUCAAUUCCCAGGCCACCGGGUACCUGGAGCUCUCUGAUUGGCCGGCUGCUGCUCCUGACCAAUCCGUAAGAAAUGUGGAAGUAGUGGAACCGGUGAAAGAAUCCGGAGCACCGUCACUUGGUAAAUCCAAAGCUGGUAAAUCUAAAGAGAAGUUUUACUCCGAUGAGGAGGAGGAAGAAGAAGAAGAGGAUGAGGAAAGCAACAGUGAAGACAGCAGUAGCAGCAGCAGUGAAGAGUCAGAAAGUGGAUCUGAGAGCGAGGAAAACAGCGAGGUUUCAAACAAGAGCAGCUCCAGCCAAUCAGAGAAGAGCUCCAGUGAAUCAGACUCUGACAAGAAGAAGAAAACCCAGAAAAACAAAAAGAUACAACAGCAGAAGCCAGACAGUAAAAACAGAAAGCAGAAGAAUGGGAAUGCUGGAAAGAGUGAAUCCAGAUCAGAAAGUGAAUCAGGCUCUGGGAGUUCGUCGUCUGAAAGCUCGUCUGACUCCGGAUCGGAAUCGGGAUCGGAACUGGAGUCGGAUUCAGACUCGGGAACAGAUCAGAAGAAAAACACCAAGUCUAAACCUGUUCAGUCCAAACCUGUCGUUAAGCAGGUUGAGAAGAAGGAAGUGUCUUUGCUUGAUCUGGAUGACUUCGCUCCCACGCCAGUGACGACACCCAAAAGCUCCAUCUUGUCUCCUAGUCUCCUGUCUGACCUACAAGGGCUCUCAAUCUCUCCCACAUCGGCCUUACAGAGCGUCUAGAGCCGCAGGCAUCAGUAACAGUGUCCAUCGGUGUGAACUUUAAUGACUCCACACAAGCUGCAAACUUCCAGCUCUGCACUAAAGAAGACGAAUUCAGCGUGUCGAUCCAGCCUGCAGUCGGAGAGUUACUGCUGCCCGUCAGCAUGAGUGAAGCAGACUUUACCAGAGAACAGGGUAAACUGUUGGGCAUGAAUGAGUCGUCGGCAACAAUCACCAUGUCACCGGAAAACAUCUCCAGCCAAUCAGUGAGCAGAAAAGUGGUGUCUGUCGCCAACCUGGGUGUGAUUUCAUCAACUCAAGAAAACAUUCACAGGUUUGCAGGUAAGACGGUGAGCUCUUCCUCUCUGGUGUUGGUUUCAGUGACUCUGAAGGAUCCAGAUGCUCAGAUCACAGUAAACACUGAGAAAAGCGUCAUGGGCUCAAUGCUGCUGCGCCAGCUGAAAACUGCCCUGGGCAACAGCGCCACCUAGAAACCACACCUGCAGAACUCCACCUGGCGGACAAUAACACCUGUAAUGAGAAAUUUCAGAUCUUCCCUCAAUCUCGGAGGCUUUAUGUGCUUUAAAUGCAGCUCUGAUUGGUCAAUGUUCGGUGUGAGAUUUUACUGUAUUCAGAAAAGCUCAGUCGUCACAAUUUGGAGAAUCUGUGUUUUCUUUGGCCAGAUUUAAUCACGCUGGAUGUCUGGAUGACACCAUGGCAGAUAAUUUGUGCUUGUAGUUUGAUAAAAUCAUACAAAGCGAUGUGAAGUGCCUUUUCUAAAAUGAUGAAUCUAAGUGCCAGACGAGUUACAUUACAGUGAUUAAAAAGAUGUGGAAAAAAGAA
This is a messenger RNA of Danio rerio (zebrafish), 3586 nucleotides long. Lineage: Eukaryota; Metazoa; Chordata; Actinopteri; Cypriniformes; Danionidae. The record is from RefSeq and is a predicted model, not a curated record.